This is a messenger RNA of Ostrea edulis (European flat oyster), 492 nucleotides long. Its product is annotated as prostate-associated microseminoprotein-like. The record is from RefSeq and is a predicted model, not a curated record. The transcript has 3 exons. Lineage: Eukaryota; Metazoa; Mollusca; Bivalvia; Ostreida; Ostreidae. The coding region runs from base 104 to 442 and encodes 112 amino acids.
UUAAUCAUUACUUGAACAACAGAUGCAAAAUAAUUGUGAUCGAAAUGAAGUAUUAUAAAAGACAUUCGUAAUACCCACCACCUCAAACUCUCUGAUAUCCGAGAUGACCAGGCUGUACUUCGCCGUGUGCGCUGUGUUGUUAGUUGUGACAUACUCGGAAGCUUCCUGUUGGAUGGAGUUACCGAGAGAUGAUAUUGAAAAUUGUCAGUAUAGAGGAAUAACUAUUGCCCGGGGAGAUGAGUACAGGAACAGGACUCCGCCUGACUGUUUCCGCUGUAGCUGUGGUUCGGAUGGAACGCUAUCCUGCUGUUCGGAAGGGACUAUACUGAGGAAUGUACCACCAACCUGUAAAGUGUUACAAAAAGGCUGUGAUCAGGUGGCAGUUAGUAAAGACGACGAACGACAACCAUGUUCAGAGCCAGUGUCUGCAGUGACUGGAUGACGUUUCGUGUGCUUGAAUAAAUAAUGCUCCCUUAAAGAGCAUGAAGUGAA